AUGGACAACCAUGUCCAUUAUAACAGAGAAUCGGCUAGGGCUUCUGGGGUUGCGGAAACGUACGACGAGCGUAUUGCGCUGCUGGAUGAGCUUUUGGCCGCCUUUGUCGAUGCCAAGGAGCAAGAGAAGAAACGCCUGGUCAACGACGCGAACAAAGUGGAUCAGAGUGAGCGAGAAGGUGAGUGCAUUCGUAACGAAGCGAUGAACUCGCUUGGCAAGCGCAAGCACCAAGAGUGCGAUGAUGACGGCGAAAAAGCGUCCGGCAGCGGCAGCCGGUUCACGAAGAUCACUACUGCCAUGCAAGAGGAAAGCAAGGCGGAACGUGGUCUGCGUCAGUCUGAAUUGGAGUUCCGCAAGUUUCAGCUGGAGGUUGAGCGCGAGGAGCGUCAAAAAGACCGCGAACUGGCGGCGGAACAAGCGCGUCUGCACCACGAAACUAUUCUUGCGAUGCUAGGUGCUCUCACUAAGCGACAGUAA
Messenger RNA from Aphanomyces astaci, 477 nucleotides. RefSeq lists its product as hypothetical. The record is from RefSeq and is a predicted model, not a curated record. The coding region runs from base 1 to 477 and encodes 158 amino acids. The transcript has a single exon. NCBI's taxonomy places the organism in Eukaryota, Oomycota, Saprolegniomycetes, Saprolegniales, Verrucalvaceae.